This is a messenger RNA of Ziziphus jujuba (common jujube), 1015 nucleotides long. Its product is annotated as 2-hydroxy-palmitic acid dioxygenase mpo1. Bases 262 to 852 code for a protein of 196 amino acids. Lineage: Eukaryota; Viridiplantae; Streptophyta; Magnoliopsida; Rosales; Rhamnaceae. Gene Ontology annotation, cellular component: endoplasmic reticulum. The record is from RefSeq and is a predicted model, not a curated record. The transcript has 4 exons. Gene Ontology annotation, biological process: sphingoid catabolic process.
UUAAAAAACAAAAAAACAAAAAAAAAAGAAGAAAAAAUAUGGAAAAGACGCCAAUAAAGAAGCUUUGAGAAAGUAAAACGUAGAAGGAAAAUUUUCAAUUCCAUUGUGCUGUUAGCCCCUUGGUUUCGUUGAAUUCCAUCUAUCUGAAUAAUCUACUCCGUCUUCCUAUUUUUUCACACACACCUUUUAUAUUUCUUUUUUUCAUUCUUCUUUUCCUGGAAAAUCUUUCAGUUCCAUUUUCCGGGAAAAAAAAAAGUUUGAAUGGGUAGGGCUGGAUUGUUGGAUCUUGAGAAGCACUUUGCCUUCUAUGGGGCAUAUCACAGCAACCCAAUUAACAUUUUGAUACAUACUUUCUUUGUUUGGCCAAUUUUGUUCACUACUCUUGUAAUUUUGUAUUUCACACCUGCUCUGUUCAAUUCCCCAUCUGGGUUUGAUGAACCCUUUGUUUUGAAUAUUGGGUUCGUUUUUACCGUGAUCUAUUCCUUGUUCUAUGUGUUUUUGGAUAAGAAAGCUGGGUCUUUGGCUGCUUUACUCUGUUUUCUCUGCUGGGUUGGAGCCAGUGUUGUCGCAAGUCAUCUUGGGUUCUCUCUUGCUUGGAGGGUUGUGCUGGCUGCCCAAUUGUUCUGUUGGACUGGACAGUUUAUAGGGCAUGGAGUGUUUGAGAAACGUGCACCUGCUCUUUUAGACAACCUUGUUCAAGCCUUUCUGAUGGCUCCAUUCUUUGUAUUGCUUGAGGUUCUUCAAACGGUCUUUGGUUAUGAACCAUAUCCAGGGUUUCGUGCAAGAGUGGAGUCAAAGAUAGAGGCUGAGAUCAAAGAGUGGCAAGACAAGAAGCAAAAGAAAAUCUCUUAAACUCAAAUGGGCGAUGUUCAGAUGACUUUCCUUUUGUUUAGUCCUGUGUAAAUAAAUUGGAUAGCCAUAUUAGUUAUACCCAUGUAUUGUGAAACCGAUUUGCACUAUCUACAGUUUCUAGUCUCAACACAGAAUUUCAAAUUAAAUCAUUUAUCUUGGAGUA